UGUGUGUGUAUUAUUAGCUGCUGGCUGAUCGAACGAGGGAAGGGAAGGGAAGGGAAGGCGGGGGGGCGCAAUCGGAAUCGGAUCGAGAGAUGGAUCUCAAGGUCGUCGCCGAUCGAGCGCUCCUCCCCGACGAGGCCCCCAUCGCCAUGGCGUCGCCGGCCGAGCCCCGCAGCCCGACGCCUCAUCUGGCCAUCGACAUCGGAGGGUCUCUGAUCAAGUUGGUGUAUUACUCGAGGAACAGCGAUUGGUUGCCGGAAGACAAUAAGAUUUGGUCUUCCAAGGAGAGCCUAGGGGUCUCCAAUGGCGAGAGCAGUCACCCUCUUUCCGAAGGAAGGCUUCACUUUGCCAAGUUCGAAACCAGCAAAAUCAAUGAUUGCAUAGAGUUUAUCCGGUCGAAACAGCUGCACGUCGGAGGCCAGCAUCACGAGGUUCCUUCCAAGAACAAGAUCAUUAUCAAGGCUACAGGAGGUGGGGCAUUCAAGUUUACGGAUCUCUUCAAAGAGAAACUUGGGAUUGUACUUGAUAAGGAAGACGAAAUGGACUGUCUUGUCGCGGGAGCAAACUUUCUGCUAAAGGCUGUCCAGCGUGAAGCCUUUAUCUAUAUGGAUGGCCAGAAAGAAUUUGUGCAGAUUGAUCAUAAAGAUUUGUACCCAUAUCUCCUCGUUAAUAUUGGAUCAGGUGUCAGCAUGAUCAAGGUGGAUGGGGAUGGAAAAUUUGAGCGAGUUAGUGGGACAAGUGUCGGUGGAGGCACCUUUUGGGGGUUGGGAAAACUUCUAACAAAAUGCCAGAGUUUUGAUGAGUUGCUUGAGUUGAGCCAUGUUGGAAAUAACAGAGUCAUAGAUAUGCUUGUUGGGGACAUCUAUGGAGGAACGGAUUAUUCGAAGAUUGGUCUCUCAUCAACAAAUAUUGCUUCUAGCUUUGGUAAAGCAAUUUCAAUCGAUAAAGAGCUUGAAGAUUACAAACCUGAAGAUAUUUCACGGUCUCUUUUGAGAAUGAUUUCUAAUAAUAUUGGGCAGAUUGCCUACUUAAAUGCACUUCGAUAUGGGCUCAAGCGGAUAUUCUUCGGAGGAUUUUUCAUCCGGAGCCAUGCUUAUACCAUGGAUACUAUCUCUGUCGGAGUUCAAUAUUGGUCAAAAGGCGAGGCCCAAGCAAUGUUUCUGCGACAUGAAGGGUUUCUUGGAGCGUUGGGUGCUUUUACAAGCUUUGAAAGGCAUGGAUUUGAUGACCUGAUGGUUCAUCAGUUGGCGCAACCAAGCCCGAGAAGAGAAUCCUGCUCUGAAGGUAUGCAACACAGUGCCCCACAUUGGGAUGCGAAUGAAGAAAAGAAGAUAGAUUGUAACGUGUUCACAUCAUAGCAGUUGCUGGAGUUUCUUUUCUUCAGGUAGAUAGGUAAUGGGUAGCCUGCACAAACUCUGCAAGCAACAAAAGCGGAAGCUCCCAUAACAUGUAUAAUGUAUUUAUUGAGACUCUCGACAGUCUUAAAAGGAAAUCAAGGCUGUAAAACUAGAGGUAUAGAGAGAAUCGGAAGCCAUACUCGAUGACAGUUAGUUUCCUAUAAUUGUUACAGUGGCAUCCGGAUCGAGAUUUCUUGUCUUAAACGCAUAUUGUAUCUGUAUCAGUUUCUUUAGUAAAAUUAGUCUUUCCUCGUCAUCGCACAUUCAUCUUGCAAUGGAUUUUCUUCUCCUGCUCCUGCU
Syzygium oleosum is the source of this 1694-nucleotide messenger RNA. RefSeq names its product pantothenate kinase 1. Gene Ontology annotation, cellular component: cytosol; nucleus. The transcript has 10 exons. Gene Ontology annotation, biological process: coenzyme A biosynthetic process. The record is from RefSeq and is a predicted model, not a curated record. Bases 90 to 1355 code for a protein of 421 amino acids. Gene Ontology annotation, molecular function: pantothenate kinase activity; ATP binding. Lineage: Eukaryota; Viridiplantae; Streptophyta; Magnoliopsida; Myrtales; Myrtaceae.